AUGAAAUGGAACUGGAGUGUUCGAGGAAUACAGUAUGGCACAUCAACCUCUAGAAGUGGUUGUAGCCUUUUUGAAUCAGAGAAUAGUUUAGUCCAAGGAGACAAACAAGAAGAAAAAUUACAGACUAAUGAAGAAGCUGUUUGUGAGGAAGGUUCCAAUAAGAAUGACAACGAUCAGGAGACUAUAGAUCUUGAGAAUUGUGUUGAUCUUGAUGAGAUUCCUGUCUUGAAAAAUGCCAACACCGAGACAGACAAUGAUCAUAAAGAGUCGGACAUUCAAGCUUUUGAAAGUUUAGGACAAGUCGACCAACUUGAGAUAGAACAAGCAAUCCAGGAGAAUGAUCCAGAGCCUGAGAAAGUGAUUACUUUCCAUGAAGAAAGAGGGGUAGACCAACCUGAUGGUGAUUCAGCAACUGAACCAGAAGAUGAUGGUUCUGGUGUUGACUCAGAUGGCACAGUCUCUGAAGCCGAUUCAAACCAAGCCGUACAGGGAUCUGAUAUCGCUGAAGAAGAGAUGAUUCUAUCUGAAUUAGAAGGUUCUGUAACUGCUCCAACGUCUCCUUCUCAUCUGCUUGAAGAGGCUAAAGUCAAAGCAGCUCCAGUAUCUCCAUUCGCACCAGAAUCAAUCUCUGCUCAGUUUCCAAGACCAAACAAAUCAGCAACAACCACAUCAAAGAACUCGGCUAUGAAGCUGGUCAGUGUCGACAACAAUAACAAGGAGAACAACAUGGAGAUGAUGGUGAAUGUUAGUGACAAUGGAGAGAUCAAAGCUGAGGCUAAGAAACAGAAGAAGAAGAAGGUGGAGUUCGAUGAAGAGAACUUGAAAGAUGUUAGCAUGAGGCAACUUGUGAAGAUGGUGAAGGAACUCUCUAUAAAAAGCAGUAACAACAGAACAACAUUGCAGAUGUUGCCUGGUAAUAAUCAUAUUGCAGAGUAG
Messenger RNA from Raphanus sativus (radish), 936 nucleotides. RefSeq lists its product as uncharacterized. The transcript is spliced from 3 exons. The record is from RefSeq and is a predicted model, not a curated record. The coding region runs from base 1 to 936 and encodes 311 amino acids. Lineage: Eukaryota; Viridiplantae; Streptophyta; Magnoliopsida; Brassicales; Brassicaceae.